AUGGCACGUCCAGUAUUGCAAACAACAGGCUCACUAGGUGUCUCUUAUAUCAUAUUCCGUGGUGUCAAGCACCUCCUUUCUAAACAUGUCCCUGAAAAAUGGUUACGAGUUGAAGAACAACAAAGGAAUAGAGUCAACGACCUGGCUCAGAAAGUUGGUGGGAAAAUACAGGAUUCGUUGCCUAGUAUCCCUGAAAAGACGCGAAAUAAUAGUGCCCUGUUAAAGACUGUUUAUGAUUCUUUCCAAAAAGUUAAAUUAUAUGAAGUCGCAAUCUAUUUACUCACGAUUCUGGUCGUAGUUAUUUUACCACCAUUAUUAUCAUUACGUAUGGAUAAAAAGAAGAGAAUUGCUUUGGAAGAAUUUGAAAAACGAAACAAAGAAAAUAAUGAUAAGCAUGACGAUAACGAUAAUAUUAAUUUAAGUAAAACUCACGAAGAAGAAGAAGAACCUGAAGAAGAACCUGAAGAAGAACCUGAAGAAGAACCUGAAGAACCUGAAGAGGAGGAAUAUGAAGAGGAAGUAUCAGAGACUAGCAAUGAACUUAGCAAUGGCUCAAUAAAUAAUAACGCCCAGCUUAGUUUAACUAAAUAUGAACAAACUACAGAAGAUGAGACUCCACAAGAACAAGAAUUGCCAGAACUAGAAGGCAUUGAAGAUGAUAAGGAUAUUGAUGAAAGUAAUAUCACUCUAGCGAGCUAUCAUGGUGUCGCAAGUGAUGUAAAUAAUAAUGAAAUUGAAAUUGAAGAAACUCCAGAAUCAGAAGUCACCAAUAUAACUCAUAAUGGGGUUGAUUUAGAGGCAGGAUUUGAAGAAAUUGAUCAGAUUGGUUCCCCUUUACAGCCAGUACAUAUUGAAGUCCCCGAUGAAAAUAUAGAACCUAUAGAAGCAUCAAAUGAUGUCCAAGAGAAAGAAGUACUAGAACCAGAACAAGCAAUUAUCUUGGAAAAAUCUGCCGAACAACCAAGAGAGGUACCUUCAUUGUCAAAUCCAAUUGCCUUAUCUUUUGACAGUCAAAGUUCACUCCAUACUCAAAUGUUGUUCCCAUCAGCAGGAUCAUCAUCUUAUAUUCAAUUUUCACCAACAAAGACAAGUGAUCUGAAAGUGGAGAUUAAUAAGAAGAACGCUUAUUCACAACCCUUCGAAUACUAA
This is a messenger RNA of Maudiozyma barnettii, 1149 nucleotides long. RefSeq names its product Nvj1p (gene NVJ1). The transcript has a single exon. The coding region runs from base 1 to 1149 and encodes 382 amino acids. NCBI's taxonomy places the organism in Eukaryota, Fungi, Ascomycota, Saccharomycetes, Saccharomycetales, Saccharomycetaceae. The record is from RefSeq and is a predicted model, not a curated record.